This is a messenger RNA of Eptesicus fuscus (big brown bat), 629 nucleotides long. It is a transcript of the gene TMEM252, whose product is annotated as transmembrane protein 252. The coding region runs from base 1 to 516 and encodes 171 amino acids. NCBI's taxonomy places the organism in Eukaryota, Metazoa, Chordata, Mammalia, Chiroptera, Vespertilionidae. The transcript has 2 exons. The record is from RefSeq and is a predicted model, not a curated record.
AUGCGGAACAGAACCAGUGCGGUCCUCUGUGCCCUUGCCCUUCUGACAGGCUUUCUGAUCAUCUGCCUGGGGGCCUUCUUCAUCUCCUCAGGCUCCACGUUCAACUGUCGGUGGAACCUGAUCCUGGCCUAUCUGCUUCUGCCUCUGGGGUUUGUGAUCCUUCUGAGUGGGAUUUUCUGGAGUACCUACCGCCAGGCCAGUGAAAGCAAAGCGAUGUUCAGCCAUGUGCUCAGACCACAUCUUGCUCAGGGAGCCGUGGCCCCAGCCACAGUGGACAGGCCAGAUUUUUACCCGCCUGCUUAUGAAGAAAGUCUGGAUGCUGGAAAGCAAACCUGUCCUGCAGAGGGAGAGGCCGUGGAUGUCCCGCCACCUCUGUACACAGAGAUGGACCUUGGAUUUGAGGUUGCAAGUGGUGCUCACCGAGAGGCACCACCAUCCUAUGCCGAGUCUGCAGUGGACGGGGCGGUGGCAGCAACAACAUGGAAAGAUGCCCAGAGGCAAAGCCAAGAGUGCUGAAGCAGGGGGAGCUCUCUGGCCCCAGGACGGCCUCUCCUGGGACACAGCUGCUAAAAAUAAAAGCAGGCAAGGGAUUGUGGGAGGAAAAGCCAUGUCCGUGACCCCAUGCAAGA